Aegilops tauschii subsp. strangulata is the source of this 1296-nucleotide messenger RNA. RefSeq names its product F-box/LRR-repeat protein At3g26922-like. The record is from RefSeq and is a predicted model, not a curated record. Gene Ontology annotation, molecular function: protein binding. NCBI's taxonomy places the organism in Eukaryota, Viridiplantae, Streptophyta, Magnoliopsida, Poales, Poaceae.
AUGCGUCGGGGGUUCGACGGGAAGGCUCCGGCCACCGGUGGCUGCGGAGCCGACCGCCUAGGCGCGCUGCCGGACGAGAUCCUUCAGCAUGCGUUGUCGUUCCUGCCGUCGCGCGAGGCCGUGCGCACCUGCCUGCUCUCCCGCCGCUGGCGCCACCAGUGGAAGUCCGCCCCGGCUCUGCGCGUCGCCGACGUCGAUGCCUUCAAAAGUGCCCAGCGCUUCAAUGAGUUCGUCAACCACCUCAUCGUCCUCCGUGACCGGACGCCUCUCCACGCGUGCGAGAUCGCCGCCUACAAGGAGUACAAAGGGCGGUACUAUGACGACGAGGAGCCCUCCCGGUACACCGACCUGUGGAUCCGGUACGCCAUGUCGUGCAACGUUCGGCUGCUUCGACUCAGCAACCAUGACCCCAGUGAUCUAGAUGCUCAAUAUGAGAAUAUAGAGGAUGUUCUGCUUCACGCUCACAUUGCCUCCCACCAUCUGACGACAUUGGAGCUCGAGGGCGUGAUGUUCUCGUGCGAAUACCCUCUGGAUUUAUCGAGCUGCCCCAACCUGGAGACCAUCAAGAUGAACCGAUGCUCCUCACUAAUUCACGUCAAUAUAUGGUCACGAUCUGUGCGAUGUCUUUGUAUCACGGAGUACGAUUUUUAUAGCUAUGAUGAGGAGAAACCUCGUGCUGCCGUUUAUGUCCCAAGCCUCGUCUACUUGGAGCUGACCGGCGGCCGUGGCCUGGUUCCUGCGUUUGAGAGCAUGCCCUUGUUGCAAACAGCAUCUAUCAAGUUUGACUGGACUUCAACUAGGGAAGACAACAAUGAUGGUUUCUUGCUUCUUGGACGCCUGUCAGAUGCCACUAAUCUAGAACUCAUAUCCGAGCCUCAAGCGCUUUCUUUCAGGAAAGAUUUAAUGCGGUGCACUGCAUUUAGCAAGCUCAAAACCUUGUCACUCAAUGAUUGGUGUGUAGAGCCUGAUUUUGGCCCACUACUCCACUUUCUCCAGAGGUCACCAAGUCUCGAGAAGCUCUGCCUCCGACUGUCUAAGCCAGAUGAACAUGCUAAAGAAACAAACGCAAGCUAUGUUUCAACUGAACCAUUUUUGGCAUCGAAGCAUCUUAGGGUUGUCAAGAUCAGAUGUCAGGCAAAUGAUGAGCGAGUUCCCAAAAUUUUGAAGGUCAUGAGUUCCUAUGGAGUACCUGCUGAGCAAAUCGACGUUAAGGAAGGAAAUUGGUCUUCCGAGGGAUCAUAUUCAGAUUCUGAGCAGUCAGACUAUUCGUAUUCAGAUACGGAUGAGUCAGAUUAA